This is a messenger RNA of Anneissia japonica, 2599 nucleotides long. Its product is annotated as F-box only protein 30-like. The coding region runs from base 262 to 1767 and encodes 501 amino acids. Lineage: Eukaryota; Metazoa; Echinodermata; Crinoidea; Comatulida; Comatulidae. Gene Ontology annotation, molecular function: ubiquitin protein ligase activity; zinc ion binding; protein binding. The record is from RefSeq and is a predicted model, not a curated record. The transcript is spliced from 4 exons.
ACACAUAAGCUCGACAUUUUUUAGAUUUUAAAUAGUAGGUAGGACUUAAAUCUACAUCAUCCUGUCUGUGCCGAAUCUGAUAAAGACUUAAGCUUGUUGUUGUUGCCGUAGCUUUGCUACCAACUCUUCAAUUCCUUUUCCUGUCCGGAAAUUUAUGCUAGGGCUAGGCCUUCUGUAAAUUUAUCACUUCAGUGCAGUACAGACGCCCAACCAAGGUUCAGAUCACAUAACAUUCCACCGGUCAACUGAUGAGAGUCUGCAAUGGCAUCUUUAUCAGAACAACCACAUUCACACUGCCAAACAUGCGUCCAGAUGUUCUGUCGUGAAAGGUUACCAUGCGAAAUGAUACAGUGUGAACUCAGCUGCGGUGCAUCGUUUCAUGCAUGUAAGCUGGAGGAACACAACAUUUUAUGCCAGAACAGUUGGGUCAAUUGUGUCAAUUCAGGGUAUGGCUGUCCCCUUACGAUGCCUCGCUGGCAGAUAAUGAACCAUAUUAAAAGAUGUCCAGCAAGUGUGGUUCAUUGUACCAUGGAAUGGAACAGACGGAUUGCUACAUCCCAUCAUCACUUCCAACUACCUGAGUAUUCUUCUCAAAAAGUGCACAGCUCUCAACUUGAUGUCGCCUUAGCUGUAAGAGAUCAACAGGUACUAUUGCAGUCCAGAAGGGAUGCCCGGUUCUUAAAAGUAUCAUUGCCAUCAUCGUUGUCAUCACCUUCAGUACAGCAGAAACCAAAGGAUUAUAUCUAUGAUGUUAAAUGCUCACAUUGUGAUAGAAGAAAAGCAAGAUUUGAAAAGCGGUAUGGUGACCCUCGACCUCAUGGAGAAAAGACCGAAAAUGGAGAGGCUGUUACUUGUACAGAUAAAACAAGAACGAACAGAAAUAGUUGUAUGAACAGUGAAAAGCAUUCAGGAGGAAAUACUAAAGAAGACUGUAAAAAUGAAGUACCACGCCUCAAGAAGUUGUCAGUUGGUCCUUUAAAAGGCAACAUGGCAUCUCUUGAACAGCUGACGCAGGUUUCUCAAGCAGUAGAAGACCACCACCAAGUGACUGUCGAUCUCACUCUUGAGUCAAUGCCAAGAUAUCAACGCAAACCAGACUCUAUGCAUACGUUCCUAUGUGCAAAGGACUUCCGGAGAGAUGAGAUAAAUCACCAUGUCCAGAAUGUCCACAGUGAAAUCCACGCUGGUCUUAAUGGAUGGCUUGAGCAGCGGUGUCCCCUAGCCCAAUAUGGAUGUACCUUCAGCCAACACAGGUUUCACCCAGACAACAAAGGUACAAAGGUAAUUUACAGUCAGGAGAUGGAGAGCUUUGGAGUGAAACCAAAGUCAGUACGCCAUCGGGGAUCUGCAGGCGAUCUCGAUGAGGAAUGUGUGAAAGUGAAUAAGAAUGUUAUAAAGACAAAAUAUGAUCUCAUCGGUACUGACUACAUUAGUCAUCUUCCACUGGAACUUCUUAGGUACAUUGUAAGAAUGUUAGAUGCCUUCAGUAUAUCAUCUCUGUCGCUCACCUCCCAUUUAUUUCGCCAAGUUUGUUGUUCAUUGCUAGAAGAAAAGGGACUAGUUGUGCCAAGAUGGAGCAAGAAAGAUGGGACUUGGGAAGCUAAAACUAUGGUAUGGCGCUUCUCCACAUCGUUUACUGGCAUUACAUCCUGGAAGUUUGGAGAACCACACAUUAUGUCAGAACAUCUUAAAUCAUGUGCUUACAACAUUCGUAUACCAGUUACUAAGGAGCGCGUAAGGGUCAUCACCAUUAGAGGAAGCAGAUAGAGGUCAAUGGACUCCCUGAGAUCUAUUUUGCUCAAUACUGUCAAACCAUGUAGAUUCUUGCGUAACUUGUCUAUGGUUGAAAUCCACCAUUCUACUCCUAUGCUGCCAAUACUAGGUCGAUCAUCAUUCUCGCAUGAAGAUUUUAAUGGCCAGUUGAAGACUUAUCUUUUUAAAUAAUUUUAACCACAAACUUCAGCGUUUUUUUACUUUUGUUCACUCACUUUCGGAAUAAUAGACCUUUCCAGAGUGUCAAGCAAUCUUAACAAAUAUGUGCGUGUCAUACAAACACUAGUGUAAAAAAAUAUGCAUGUGUUUGUGCAUGUUUUUUUACACUGUCAUUUUUGAAGGACCUUAGCAACAAUAUGCAACGGUUGGGAUAGCAAAAAGAUCCGUCACACAGGUGCCCAUAUCAUUAUAAUAUCUGUCAAAUCACUUGCUGGCUAGCCUUCUAAGCUAGUUGGUGAAAUGUUGUGAUGCUAAGUGAAUCUGUUUAUUUUACUGCUUUUGAGUGUUUUCCUUUGUGUAGUUUUUUAAAAUAAUUAUUUAUAAUAUUGAGGCCUUGAAAAAAUGCUUAUUUUGCAGUAGGUGAACAACUACACAAUGAAAUUUUUGAUUAAGCACAGACACUGCCCCAUUGCUUUUCUGCAUGGAGAAAAAUGGCCAGAGAAUGAUUUGUUUGGUUAUGUUUUAUGUGUGACCAGGGUAAUGUUAAAUUGGCACUAGAUUCAAACGAGCCAGAUAAAUGAUUAGUUUAACAAUGAAGUUUUUAGUGGAAUGGUUCAACCAUAAUAGUCCAAUUCAAACAUGAAUAAAGUGUGCUUGGCAAUUAAAA